CAGCCUACAUGCUACUGGUACAACCUGUAACACAUCCAAUGUUUAAACAUGUUGCGAAGUCUGUGUUUUGUGUGUGAAAAAUAGGAUUUCCGCUGCCUAGUUCUAAUUCAGAUGGCGAGACAGAAUUUGGAUUACUGGCAGUGUUGCUUGUAACUAACUGCCAAAGGAGGUCAGUUGAAUUCUCGUAAGUGGGUGUGUUGUGCAGCGCGCGAGGGAUAGAGGUUAAGGAAUGGGGAUGGGGCUCGAUGCCAACGGGGUUGGACUUUAAACCACGUGGACAGACCGGAAGUAACCAAAAUUGUACGUCGACAAGAUGUCUGCGCCUGAGGAAGACACGUUUCCGAACGAAGAUGGAGACAUGGAAGAGAUGGAAGCGGGUGGCAGCGACGACGACGGAAUGGGAGAUGAGGGGAAGCCAGGGGAGGAUGAGGGCAAGGUGUAUGUUCCCGGUGUAGAGCCACUACAACCGGGAGAAGAGCUUGAGAUGGACCGGUCGGCAUACCGCAUGUACCACGAGUGUCAAACAGGUGCUCCUUGCCUGAGUUUCGAUAUUUUGAGAGACGGUAAUGGAGAUAGCCGAGAGCAGUAUCCGAUGUCCAUGUUGCUUUGUGCUGGCACACAGGCAGACUCUGCUCUUAGCAACAGACUUCUAGUUAUUCGCAUGCACAACCUUCAUGGCACAGAGAAAGAGAAGGAAGGGGAGGAGAGCAGCGAUGGAGAGAGCGAAGACGAGGAAGACGAGGACAAGAAGCCGCAGAUGGAGCUGGCCAUGAUGCCUCACUACGGAGGGAUCAACAGAGUCAGAGUGACCCUGCGUGGGGAGCAGGCAUUGGCCGCAGUCUGGUCCGAGAAGGCCCAGGUGGAGAUCUUUGAUCUUCGAUCUCAAGUGGAUGCCGUGCACAGUUCUGCUGCCAUGUCGGCCUUCAUUAAACAGCAGAAGGAGGCCACGCCCCUCUUCAGUUUCUCCGGUCACAUGACGGAAGGCUUUGCGAUUGAUUGGUCGCCCAAAGUGCCGGGUCGCCUUGUUAGUGGAGAUUGCAAGAAGAACAUCCACGUGUGGGAGCCCAGAGAAGGAGGGACCUCCUGGCAGAUUGACCAGCGGCCGUUCAGCUCCCACAGCAAAUCUGUGGAAGACCUCCAGUGGUCCCCUACUGAACCCACGGUUUUUGCUUCCUGCUCAGUGGACCAGUCUAUCCGCGUCUGGGACAUCCGUGCCCCGCCCAACUCCAUGCUCUCAGCCAAUGAGGCUCACUCCUCAGACGUCAACGUCAUCAGCUGGAACCGGAGCGAACCAUUCCUCCUGUCCGGGGGGGACGACGGUCUACUCAAAGUUUGGGACCUCAGGCAGUUCCAGUCUGGGCGUCCGGUGGCCAACUUCAAGCAGCACAUGGCGCCGGUGACGUCCGUGGAGUGGAACCCUGUGGACUCGAGCGUGUUCGCCGCCUCAGGGGCAGACGACGUCGUCAGCCAAUGGGAUCUGUCCGUGGAGUCAUGUGACGUGGGAGCGAGGGCAGACGGGGUGAAGGAUUUGCCCCCCCAGCUGCUGUUCUUGCACCAGGGACAGACUGAGAUCAAGGAGAUCCACUGGCAUCCACAGUUACCUGGAGUGAUGAUCUCCACUGCCCUGUCCGGCUUCAAUGUGUUCAGGACGAUAUCUGUGUAGAAGUGUGUGUGUGUGUAUGUGUGUUUGGUGUUGACCUGUGUGUGCUAGUGUAGUAACUACUACAAUCCCUUAAUUUCUUUUGACAUGCAUUUACUAUGUAAUGUGCAUGCGCAACAUUUAUCUUGCAGUUUGUAUUGUGCAGAUAUUGGAAUAGAAAACCCUCUUCUCACCUUGCCAAGUAUUUGCAAGUUACUCCAAACAACCAACCCUCGGACUGGUCUACAGAAAAUACUUCAGACUUGACAAAUGAAAUAUGUCUAUAGGAUAAUGUUUAUUUAAGUAGCCAGCAUAUUAAAGGGAAUCAAUCUGAGAUUAAAAACAUUUUUGUUUAUCUUUAUAGAAAAAUCCCCUUUCCAGCAUUGUUAAAUAUAAUUGGUCCAAAACUAUUAACUCAUACUGAACAUGCAUGCUUGGAUUUUAAGAACGUAAGCAUUCAACAUAAGCACAGCAUCAAAGAUUGUCAGUGGUCAUUACAGUCAAUAGUCGUUUACCCCAAAAGAAAUAAGAGUGUUGCCAUUUCUGCCCAACAAGGCUAAAUCAUACAUUUUAAGUUGUGAUACAAUUUAAAUCCAAACAACUGGCAAGAGAAAUACAUUUAAAAUGUAAGCUGUUCACAGUACAAUAUUGGAAUGAUAUAGAAUAUGAGGACAUCAUUGGUUUCAAAACACUAAGACUGGACACAUACUCAGUGGCAUCCAAUAACAAUGGAUGUUAAGAAAGCUCUUUGGGAAUCCAGAAUUUGAGAACUUCUGGCAAACAAAUUGAUCUGUGGAGGAAAUGUUCAAAACAUUUUCUUUAAAUGCAUAAUAA
This is a messenger RNA of Hypomesus transpacificus, 2473 nucleotides long. It is a transcript of the gene grwd1, whose product is annotated as glutamate-rich WD repeat containing 1. The coding region runs from base 314 to 1663 and encodes 449 amino acids. NCBI's taxonomy places the organism in Eukaryota, Metazoa, Chordata, Actinopteri, Osmeriformes, Osmeridae. The transcript is spliced from 7 exons. Gene Ontology annotation, molecular function: protein binding. The record is from RefSeq and is a predicted model, not a curated record.